Rubroshorea leprosula is the source of this 2849-nucleotide messenger RNA. The record is from the annotation of a GenBank genome assembly. NCBI's taxonomy places the organism in Eukaryota, Viridiplantae, Streptophyta, Magnoliopsida, Malvales, Dipterocarpaceae.
AAUUAAGAGCAUUUUAAGUGUGUUUUGUUGCUUAAUUCAUGUAGAAAAUUAGUUAAUUGACUGCUGUGAUUUUUGGAGAGAAAAUCUCGUGAAAUUAGCUAGUGUUUUGACCAAUUUUGGAAGUGCAGUUACUGUUCACAGCACUGUUCACGGGCACUGUUCAUGAAGUAAUGGCUAACAAUUAACAGAGAUUUAAAUGUUUAGUUUGUGAUAUAAGAACAAAUGUGGAGAUUGAUAGGAAUAGCAUCGUGAUUAGGGGUGAUCUUAAUGAAGUUUUCACUUUGAAUUUGUGGUAGUGCGAUAUUAAUUCUUGGAUAUUUUGAUUAGGCUCCCGAUUGUUCUAUUAGUUUAGCAUUGAGAUCAAGGCUUCGGUUUUAUGCAAGUGAGGAAGCGAAACUGAGGACGAGAAAACCAUGGGAAGUGACGAGUUAGAAGGCUAGUCAUUUCGAGAUUGAUAUAGAUUUUAGAUAUAAAUCAUGAUCUUGUAAACUAGAGUGUAUUUAGAGAUUUUAUGAUAUCAAAACAGAUUUUAAGAUCUUAUCUUCAGAUUUUGUGGUAUCAGAUUGUGGUAUGAUAAGUUCUGAGCCUUGUGCAUUUGUGGGACCCUCUCACGAGUGCACAGCGUCUAUCGCGCCUCGAAUUUGGGUUUUGGGGCAUGAUAGAUUUAGUGGUAUCAGAGCUUAAGUUUAAAUUAAGGAGCAGAUUGAGUGGCAUCAGAGCUUAGGUUUAAUUAAAUACCUAGGUUUAAUUGAAUACCUAGGAUUUGUUUGGAACUUGGCUAGCCAAUAGAUUUUAGAACCGUGGUGAGACGAGUGAUGGGAUUAUACAAGGGACGAUUUUGAUUUAUGUUGCCUGAAUUUUCUAAUCCAUUUUGAUGAGAUGGUGAUCGGAUUGUUCUUGUUUCUUGCCUUCAUACCCUGUGUAGAUUCAUGAAAUUAAUCUUGUCCACCAUGUUCUUAAGGCCUUAUUUUGAAACUUGGUCAUUUUCUGAUAGUCUGCACUUGUUUAGACUUGUUACUUGAAUAGAAUUUUUGUAUGCUCUUUUGCCACCAUUGUAAAACCUGGGGAGUUGCAGAGAUCUUUUAUUAUUGAUCCUGUUGGUCUCUACAGCAUAGCUGGUUGAGAAAUUUAUUCUGUUUGCCCCCUGACCAAUGGAAGAUGGGCAACCCUUUACUUUGUAAGAGAUUCAAGGCUAUUUUAGCAAAUGUUGUGUGUUUUCUAGAUGCGUUUUAGGAGCUGGAUAACUUGGAUGACUUGAUUGUAAAUCUGCUUAGCCUCCAUGAGCUACGAGGUGAAAGGGUAGUCUUUGAAGUACCUGAUGCCCUAGAGUUUUGUUUCAACAGAAAUGGUUCUUUUAUCUAACUGUUUUGAUUUUGUUUGCCCUUUUAAUUAGAAGACAAUAAUCUUCUAAGUAUCCUGAUCCUCAUUAUUGAUUAUUCUGUUCAUUAAUUCGUGUUACUUGGGGUGCUAGAUCUUGACAUCCUGGUUAUAUUUGCUCUUGAAUCCAUGUUCUGGUUGUCAUUAUUGAAAUCUCUUUUAUGGGCCUAAUCCUUGAAUUCUAUUGCUUGUUUCAUGGUCAACUCUUGUCUCUCAAUUUUGAUUGCUUGGUUAAAUUUGAUCUUGAUUCUUGGUGAAUGUCGUUUUGUUGCUGAAUUUUUGAGACAUUCUACCUUGCACUCUUAUGUUCCAUUGUUUUGUUAAACAUGACCUUACUUAUUGGUUAACCUUGUUGUGGCAGAAUUUAUAAGGCAUCCAUGCACUUGUUCAUUCAUUCAUGAUCCAUAUAUCCAUUGGAUGCUAUCCGUCUUUGAUAGAGUUCAAGUCUUGUUGUACUCAUCUUUAAAUCCAUGCCAUUCUUUGCCAACUCGUCUUGUGUUGGGUUCAUAGCGUAACUCCACAAUUGUUCUUCUGUGGCUUUGGCAGGAUUUAUUUUUAUUUCUUGUGCUUCCUAUAUCACCCCAGCCUCUAAUAGCUUGUUUCAUGGUAAUCCUGUUCAGUAGUUAGUGUUCUGCUUCUAUGAUUAGUUGUGGUUUGAUUGAGUGGCGCAACAAAAGCGUAAUAGGCUAUGUUCUGUUCAUAAAGAGUUGGUGGAGCAUUCGUUUUGUCUUGGAUUGUGUGAAACCAUUCACCACUCAAAAUGAUCCUCGAUUCGAGUUUUGGGGACAAAACUCCUUUUUUUAGGAGGGGUGGAUGUAAUACCCCAAAAUUUUGUGCUAUUUUAGCAUUUAAAAAAUUAGUUAAUUGACUGCUGUGAUUUUUGGAGAGAAAAUCCAGUGAAAUUAGCUAGUGUUUUGACCAAUUUUGGAAGUGCAGUUACUGUUCACAGGCACUGUUCACGCACUAAUGGCUAACAAUUAACAGAGAUUUAAAUGUUUAGUUUGUGAUAUAAGAACAAAUGUGGAGAUUGAUAGGAAUAGCAUCGCAAUUAGGGGUGAUCUUAAUGAAGUUUUCACUUUGAAUUUGUGAUAGUGCCGUAUUAAUUCUUGGAUAUUUUGAUUAGGUUCCCGAUCGUUCUAUCAAUUUAGCACUGAGAUCAAGGCUUCGGUUUUAUGCGAGUGAGGAAGCGAAACCGAGGACGGGGAAACCAUGGGAAGUGACGAGUUAGAAGGCUAGCCAUUUCGAGAUUGAUAUAGAUUUUAGAUAUAAAUCAUGAUCUUGUAAACUAGAGUGUAUUUGGAGAUUUUAUGAUAUCAGAGCAGAUUUUAAGAUUUUAUCUUCAGAUUUUGUGGUAUCAAAUUGUAGUAUGAUAAGUUCCGAAACUUGUGUAUUUAUGGGACCCUCUCAUGAGUGCACGGCGUUUGUCGCGCCUCGAAUUUGAGUUUUAGGGCGUGACAUUUGAACUUUCACUU